ACAAGUAAGCUAUAUACAUGUAUUAUAAAAUUAAAAAAUGACAUUUAAUACUUAACCUCAAUUGUCUGUUCAAAUCGUAAAUGAAUAAAUUACCAAAUAGUAAAUGGCUUUUGUAAUAAAAUUUGCCAAGGGCGUGCGAAACCACUGGAAAAAAUCAAUUAUUGCUGCCCUAGCUACAACUUACGGUAUAAACUAUGCAAUCGAGAAAAACCAAAUUAAUUCCCUUAUGCGCGUAUAUUGCGAAAAAGCGACAGAGUACGGAAAACAACCAAUUUCGUCCAAUGACCUACCAAGAACAAUUACAAUAAUUUUAAAUCCAAACGCCAAUAAACGGAAGGCAUUAAAAAAUUUCGAAAAAUACUGUGCCCCUAUUUUAAAUUUGGCUGGUAUUUGCGUCGAUGUGAUUCAAACGAAUGCUGAGGGACACGCUAGAAGUUUAAUGGAAACUUUACCUCACAGUGAUGCUGUUGUUGUGGCUGGCGGUGAUGGAACUUUAUCAGAAGUUGUAACUGGAAUGUUAAGAAAAUCUAACGAGGAUAAAAGUAGUUUUUAUCCUCUUGGCGUUUUACCUUUGGGCAGAACCAAUUGUGUGGCUAAAAAUUUAUUUCCCGGUGGAAAAAAUUUAGAGGAUGUUCGAUCACUUGCAGAUGCUUCUUUAGCUGUGGUUGAAGAAAUGACUAAACCUGUUGAUAUUAUGAGAAUUGAGGUGGUUGAUACUGAAAAUCAAGGAAAACCGGUUUAUGCUGUUUCUGGAAUUGAAUGGGGCGCUUAUCGAGAUGCAGAAGUGAGAAAAGAUUCUUAUUGGUACCUUGGAGUUUUAAGAAAAUACGCAACCUACAUUUUUAAUGGUUACAAAAACAAUUUAACUUGGGAUUGUUCAGCUUUAGUACGAUAUUCAGAACCAUGUCAAGGUUGUAGUAAUUGUUACAUUGAAAAUAAUCCACCAAUAGCAAAAAGGUGGUAUCAUAGGUUUCUCUCAAAUAAAUCUACAAAACCAAAAGCUGCAUUACUAGUAAACGAAAAAUGUUCAGAACAAACAGAAACAAAAAUAAAUACGACAGAUUUAUCUAUUUUAACUUCAAACGCAAUUAGUGCUUCAAAUCAAGACGAUGAAUCGAAUGACAUUCCAAGUCUUAUUGUACGAUAUGGACCGAGUACAGUGAAUUAUUUUGAUUUUGUAACGCAAGGUUGGAAAAAUGAGCAUGGACAAGAUCGAACGGUGACUAAUAAAAUAUUAGCCAGACAAAUUGAAAUUGAACCCGAAUUGGUUGAGAAUAAAGAAUUAUUUUUUUCUAUUGAUAAAGAGGCUUUUGAGGUGAAACCGGUUAGAGUUACUUUAUUACCCAAAUAUAUACAAAUGUUUUGUAAAAAAUCUGUUAUAAAUGUGUAAUAAAAUUCUUUAUUUAAUUAAAUUGGAUAAGCUUCA
This is a messenger RNA of Onthophagus taurus, 1426 nucleotides long. RefSeq names its product acylglycerol kinase-like protein Mulk (gene Mulk). Gene Ontology annotation, biological process: sphingosine biosynthetic process; ceramide biosynthetic process; phosphorylation. NCBI's taxonomy places the organism in Eukaryota, Metazoa, Arthropoda, Insecta, Coleoptera, Scarabaeidae. Gene Ontology annotation, molecular function: ceramide kinase activity; ATP-dependent diacylglycerol kinase activity; acylglycerol kinase activity. Gene Ontology annotation, cellular component: cytoplasm; mitochondrion; membrane. The record is from RefSeq and is a predicted model, not a curated record.